Molecule: messenger RNA, 579 nt
Organism: Endocarpon pusillum Z07020
Lineage: Eukaryota; Fungi; Ascomycota; Eurotiomycetes; Verrucariales; Verrucariaceae
Exons: 1
Coding region: 1-579 (192 amino acids)
Source: RefSeq, a predicted model, not a curated record
AUGAAAUUCUCGAUCUCUCCUCUAUCCCUCCUCCCUCUCCUCCUCUUCGCACCCAUCUCCGCCUUCGCGGAAGACUCCACCACUCAAUACCUAUCCGAUGUCCACUCCAUCCGUCAAACCAUCAACCUCUACCCCCUUGCCCUGGACUUUAAAGAGCUCGACCGCCUCGACGCACUCUUCACCCCUAACGCCACCUACUCUAUUCCCAUCACCUUUGGCACCGUGUACGGCGUUGAUGCCAUCAAGGAGAAAAUCCGCGAGAUCACCGGGAAGGCGCAGACUCAGCACCUGUUCGCCAGCGAAACAUUGAACGUGGACUCCAAGGCCGGCACCGCCACUGGCAAUGUCUACUUGCUGGAGACGGUCUUUGGAUUGCUGGGCCCCAACGUCACCAACACUUUCAACGGGUAUUUCAAUGAUAAGUUUGUCCGGACCAGGAGAGGCGCCCAUUGGCCGGAGCUGGAGUGGAGGUUUAGCAGUAGGGAGUUUGUUCCAUUGGUAAGUCACGCUACCUUUCCCGGAGCUGGUUGGAAGGGAAAUAAUGAGGAUAUUGGAAAGGGAAAGCGGUCACCGAGUUAA